Gadus chalcogrammus (walleye pollock) is the source of this 3048-nucleotide messenger RNA. RefSeq names its product fibroblast activation protein, alpha (gene fap). NCBI's taxonomy places the organism in Eukaryota, Metazoa, Chordata, Actinopteri, Gadiformes, Gadidae. The transcript is spliced from 26 exons. Gene Ontology annotation, molecular function: serine-type endopeptidase activity; dipeptidyl-peptidase activity. The record is from RefSeq and is a predicted model, not a curated record. Gene Ontology annotation, biological process: proteolysis. The coding region runs from base 229 to 2469 and encodes 746 amino acids.
AGGAGGAGGAGGAGGUUGGAGGAGCCAGGGGUUCGAGAGGCACCAACGCAUCGCUUUCUACUGGGCUUUUUGUUCUAUUAAGUUCCGAACAUUAUCUUAUUCCAUGGAAUGAGGAAAUUAAACUCGGGACAUUGGACAUCUAAAUCUGCUUCUUCGUCGGCAGUCGUGAAGGGAUUUUAAAGGUUGUGAAGGACGAGUCCAGUGAAUGAAGAUCAGUCCAUCAGCAGAAUGGGUGGCGGAAAGGUGUUGUGGAUUGGCGUGGCGGCGGCUGCCAUCACCUUCUUUAUAAUUAUCCCGGUGGCAGUUCACCUGAACAGAGCUAAUGAUGCUAAUAAAAGGUCCUACACCCUUGACGACUAUUUUAAUUCCACCAUCAAAUGGAAAUCCUAUAAACUACGAUGGAUCUCAGAUAACACUUAUCUUCAUAAAAGGGAAGGAAAUGUGUUCCUCUACAACGUUGAAACCAAGGAGGAGUCUCUGUACCUGAGCAACCUCACGUUUGCCAGCGUGGACGCCAUAGACUACCUGCUGUCAGGGGAUCAGAAGUACGUCAGCCUCGAGAGCAACUACACCAAGCAAUGGAGACACUCCUACACUGCCUCCUACUCCAUCUUCAGCCGCGACAGCUCAGCAUUCCUGACUUUUCCGGAUAUUCCAGAGAAAGUGCAGUACUUCAGUUGGGCGCCCACCGGGAACGCAUACGCUUACAUCUCAGACUUCAACAUCUACCUGACGGCCACCGUGACCUCUGAACCCGUCCAAGUGACCUUCAACGGAAAGAAGAACGAGAUCCUGAACGGAGUCCCCGACUGGGCGUACGAGGAGGAGGUGCUGGCCUCCAACGAGGCUGUGUGGUGGUCGACCUCCUCCCGAUUCCUGGCCUUCCUGCAGAUCAAUGACAGCCAGGUGCACAGCGUGGAGUUCACCUUCUACGGCUCAGAGCAGUACCCUGUAACCAGAGCUGUCCCCUACCCCAAGGCCGGCUCAACCCUGCCGCGGGCCCGGCUGCUGGUCGUGGAGGCGGCGGACCCUUCUAGACUCAGUGAGGUCGAGCCCCCCGAUGCCGUCACCACCGGCGAUUACUUCCUGAGCUCAGUGACCUGGGUGACGGACGAGCGCGUCGCCGUCCAGUGGCUCAACCGACGGCAGAACCACGUCCACGUCCAGAUCUACGACUCUGAGGGGCGCCGCUGGAGAGAGGGGCAGAGCUUCGUCCAGACCAGCAGGACGGGCUGGGUGGGCCAUUACUCCCCGCUCCCCCUGUUCUUUGCGGCGGACAACAUUAGUUUCUACAAAGUGAUGAGCGACUCGCUGGGCUACAAACACAUCCAUCAUGUCAGAGACGGCGUUGCUGUCCCAGUCACUUCAGGCCAAUGGGAGGUCAUCUACAUAACCAAACUCACCACAGACGCCAUAUAUUAUAUAAGUAACGAACACAACGCACCAGGGGUGAGAAAUGUUUAUAGACUGGGCAUCGGGAGCAGCGUGGCCCCGCCCCACUGUCUGAGCUGUGACGUGAGGAGGGAGCGGUGUCAGUACAGCUUAGCCUACAUGAGCGCCAACGCCUCCUACUGCCGCAUGGACUGCUACGGCCCGGGGCUGCCCAUCUUCACCCUGAGGGACAACAGAGGAGCCGGAGAAGAGCUGAAGGUUCUGGAGGACAACUCAGAGAUCCAGAGCCUUCUGGAUCAGUUCCACCUGCCCACUGUGAGGCGAGGCACACUGAAGAUCGCAGGGUUUGAUCUGUGGUAUCAGAUGUUGCUGCCGCCAAACUUCAAGAAGUCCCAGAAGUAUCCUCUUCUUAUCGACGUGUACGGAGGCCCCUGCAGUCAAAAGGUGGACUAUGGCUUCCGGCUGAACUGGGGCACCUACCUGGCCAGUACCGAGGGCAUCAUAGUGGCCAGCUUCGAUGGGAGGGGAAGUGGAUAUCAAGGAGACCACAUCAUGCACUCCAUCUACAAGCGGCUCGGCACCUACGAAGUUGAGGACCAGAUGACCGCCGUCAGGCAUUUCAUUGAUUUGGGUUUCGUCGACAAAGAGAGGAUUGCUAUUUGGGGCUGGUCUUACGGCGGUUAUGUGGCCUCCAUGGCGCUGGGGGCUGGAAGCGGACUCUUCAAGUGUGGAGUCGCCGUGGCUCCAGUGGCCAAGUGGGAGUAUUAUGAUGCAGUAUAUACUGAGCGCUACAUGGGCACGCCCGUAGACAACGUGGAUGCGUACCAGAAUUCCACUGUGACAAGAAGAGCAAAUAACUUCAAGAACGUGGAUUAUCUACUGGUCCAUGGAACAGCUGAUGAUAAUGUCCACUUCCAACAAGCAGCCCAGAUAUCUAAAGCGCUGGUGGAGGAGCAGGUGGACUUUGAGGCGAUGUGGUACGCAGACAUGGACCAUGGCCUGGGCGGCUCCGCCACCCAACACGUCUACACGCACAUCAGCCGCUUCCUGCACAAGUGUCUGGCCCGCCCCCAAUAGGGCCAGCUUCCUGAACAGGAGUCUGGUCCGCCCCCAACAGGGCCAGCUUCCUGAACAGGAGUCUGGUCCGCCCCCAACAGGGCCAGCUUCCUGAACAGGAGUCUGGUCCGCCCCCGAUAGGGCCAGCUUCCUGAACAGGAGUCUGGUCCGCCCCCAAUAGGGCCAGCUUCCUGAACAGGAGUCUGGUCCGCCCCCAAUAGGGCCAGCUUCCUGAACAGGAGUCUGGUCCGCCCCCGAUAGGGCCAGCUUCCUGAGCAGGAGUCUGCUGACGCAAUGCAUCCUGGGUCCAUGCUUCUGCUUUUCGGAUAUUGUUCAUGUUGUAUUAAUGUACAUUUUGAAGCCGUACGUAUGACUAUGUGUUUGGAUUCACUCUGUAGGGACAAAAUGUGAGCUUAUGUAAUCUAAAGUUGUGAUAUUGGAGCCACUGUGUUUAUAAAAGUGUUUUAUAUCCUACAAAAAGCUGGUGAACAAGUCAAUGAAACGAUGAAACUCUUUUUAAUGUUCUCGUGUGAUGUACCUGUUACCUUGAUAAAAUUAAAGAUCAGCUGAAUAAAAGUCAUAAGUUCUGUGUAAAAUAAC